AGCGGAUCGGAUCCCGCAGGGCAAGAAGGAGGAGAAGAAGAAGAAGACGAAGAAAAACACACCAGGGCGAAUAGUCAUCAGUCUGGAGGUGCGGUUAUGACCGAGGCGGUGAAACUGGAAACCCGAGUCAGCGCAGACAGCGGACUGUGGUCGACUUUUACCAACAGGGUCCCCGUGUCAAUGCACCAUCCAUAAGUUGUAGGCAGUUCUUUUGAGCUGACAGUUCUUGGUUAAAGACACAAUGCCGGAGGCUCCUGAUUUGAUCAACCUGGGCUUUCUGUCCGAUUCGGAGCGAGAGCUUAUCCUGGAAGUCCUGCGACGGGAUGAGGAGCUGAGGAUGGUGGAAGACCAACGAGUACGGAAGCUGCAGAAAGAGUUGCUGGAGGUCAAACGGAAAGGGGCCAAACAUGUCAGUGGAAAUUACAGCGAGCGGAGCUGUGGCCGGUGCCAGGAGCCUCUGAGUCGUCUGGUUUCCCCCAACCAGUGUAAAAUGUGCAAUCACUAUGUGUGCCGAAACUGCCAAACAGUCCUGCCCAACGGAUCCUGGCUGUGCAGCGUGUGCACCAAGGAGAUGGAAUUAAAGAAAAGGACGGGCGAUUGGUUCUACAAUCAAAGAGUUAAUCGCUUCUCUAUGAAUCCUGGACAUACGCUUGUGAGGGCCUCGCUGAAAAAGAGACCAGCAGUUAAGAAGCGUGAAACAACAGCAGAAAAGCUCCUGAGGGAUGCUGAGAAAAUCUCACCUCCUCCCAAACCAGUGCCUCUUCCCAGGCAGAACCCACCCGGUAAAACCGAUCAGUCAAGCGAUAAUUCAGGAUCUAUUGCCUCAAGGGAAUCUCUUGAAGCAAAGGAUAAUGUUUCUACAAAGCCUCCACACAGCGACACAGAGUCUGCAGAAAACCUCAGUAUCAUUAGCAGUAAACCUGAGACUGAAUCUGGUCGGGCCACUCCUGAGCAACCCAGAGCUCACAGCUCAGUCCCCUCCAGCCCAGCAGCGUCCCACGCUUCCAGCCUGACGGUGUCCGUCAAAGCAGAUGUUGUUAGGACUGAAAGCGGCAACUUAAGCACCAGCUCAGCUGCGGACGUGAAACCCCUCAAUAUGACCUUAGAUCAGGAAGUUGAACGACUUUUCAAGAAAAGUGUCAGACUGCCCCCUAAAAAAGAGUGUUUAUCAACGCUUGACUUGCGUGAUGGAUGUGAUAAGUCAGUGGCGUCAAUGGGCAAUCGAAGCUGUUCAGUACCAGGCUUAGAUAUACAAGAGGAUCAAGAGGAGGAAGAGGAUAUCGAUCGUCUGGUUAACUUUCAUAAAAUGUCGAUGGCUAAGAGUUCCUCCAGUCUGCAGAGUUCAAAGAGCAUGAUGAGUAUUUACAGUGAAUCCGGAGACUUUGACAGCGUGGAGGUGAAGGGCGACGUCGUCUUCUCUGUGAAAUACGACGAACACACGCAGUGCCUCCAUGUGUUCAUCAAGCAGUGCCGCGAUCUGGCCUACGGCGACGCGGCGCGCCUGCUUUCCAACCCUUAUGUGAAAUGUUAUCUGCUCCCUGACAAAUCCCGUCAGAGCAAGAAAAAAACCAGCGUCAAGAAAAACAACGUCAACCCGGUCUACGGUGAAACUUUAAAGUACUCCGUCCGCCGUUCUGAGCUGGCCACUCGCUGCCUGCUGAUCUCAGUCUGGCAUAAUAGUCUCCUCGGCCGUAACGCCUUUCUGGGAGAGGUGGAGGUCCCUCUGGACGGCAGAGACCUGGAGUCAGGACGCGAGGAACAAAUGGCUCUCAUGGCAAAGACGGGCUCUGUUGUACAAGCGUCAGCGUUUGCUCAGUACAAGGGAGAGCUGGUGAUCUCACUGAAAUACGUCACGCCUAAAAAGACAACAUCAAAGAAAGUCAAAGGCAAAAAGGCACCAUCCGAGGAAGGUGGAGAGCUGCAUGUCUUGAUUAAAGAGGCCAAGAACUUGGUGCCAAUUAAACCAGGAGGCACGUCUGACAGCUUUGUGAAAGGGUACUUGUUCCCAGCUAAAGCAAAGGACGCAAAGAGGAAGACUGCCGUCAUGAAGAAGAACCUGAACCCCCAGUAUAACGCCACGUUUGUGUAUGAAGAGCUGAGUCUGGAGCAGCUGGGAGGGAUGUGCCUGGAGCUGACUGUGUGGGACCGAGGGGCCAAGCUGAGCAAUGAGUUCCUGGGAGGAGUCCGCCUCAGCUCAGGAAAAGGCACUGUAAAAAUAGGAAAAGAGGAAGUGAAACCGGAGUCUGGCGGAGAGGAGAUCAGUCUGUGGCAGAAGAUGAUGCAGUACCCCGACUCGUGGGCAGAGGGCACUCUUCCACUGCGCUGCACCAUGGGAAAGACUAAGGGUAAAUGAGGACAGAGAUGCUGAAAGUGAUCUGAUGCGAUGAGAAACUCUGGCCUCAGAGACAAAUAUGAGUCUGUGGAUUCGUCAUGUGACCAGGAGCUCGUCUGCUGCUUUAGGUUUUAGGCUGCAGCUCGGUUCUCCUCCCUGUGUGCGGGAUUCAGUUUAGUUCACCGACUCCUGAUUGGUGUUACUGUUCAACGUGUGCCAAAAGCUUCACACUAAGUCACUUUUUCAAACUUGAGACUGUAUGCAUUACGAUUGAAAAUCAUUCACAGCACAGAAGUGUCUUAAUUUUUCACACUUGUCUUUAUAAUCGUUUACAGAAGAACACUAUGAAGGAAAUUUCAUUAUAAACCAGCAUUAUGAAGGAUUUAUGGGCUUGGAUAAAAGCAGUUAUAUUAAAUGUGCACCACUGUGCUUUAAUGCUCUUAUUACAGUUUAUAUUUAUAUAACUUCAAUUAAAGGCCUUAUUUGAAGAAAUGAAAUGACUGUUUGUUUUAAUAUAAGUUUAUUGUUAAGCUUUGGGUUUGGAGUGUUUUCAGUCACGUUAAACUCAAGGUUACCUUGAAUAAUCUGUUGACCCAAUAAAAGUUAAACCCAA
Messenger RNA from Fundulus heteroclitus (mummichog), 2945 nucleotides. RefSeq names its product synaptotagmin-like 4 (gene sytl4). Lineage: Eukaryota; Metazoa; Chordata; Actinopteri; Cyprinodontiformes; Fundulidae. Gene Ontology annotation, molecular function: small GTPase binding; neurexin family protein binding. The transcript has 18 exons. Gene Ontology annotation, cellular component: plasma membrane; exocytic vesicle. The record is from RefSeq and is a predicted model, not a curated record. Gene Ontology annotation, biological process: intracellular protein transport; exocytosis. The coding region runs from base 242 to 2353 and encodes 703 amino acids.